This is a messenger RNA of Priceomyces carsonii, 1512 nucleotides long. It is a transcript of the gene MEP1, whose product is annotated as ammonium permease. Gene Ontology annotation, biological process: ammonium transmembrane transport. Gene Ontology annotation, molecular function: ammonium channel activity. Bases 1 to 1512 code for a protein of 503 amino acids. The transcript has a single exon. The record is from RefSeq and is a predicted model, not a curated record. Gene Ontology annotation, cellular component: plasma membrane. NCBI's taxonomy places the organism in Eukaryota, Fungi, Ascomycota, Pichiomycetes, Serinales, Debaryomycetaceae.
AUGGGGUCAGUGGACACUUCAGUGAAUGGUAUAAUAAGCAGGAGAAAACUAUUCACACAAAAUGAGAAGUAUGAUGAAAGCCAUGUGCUUAUGUUUACAGUGGCUUCCUCAAUAAUAUGGAUUAUGGUACCGGGUUUGGCAUUUUUAUACUCAGGUUUAUCAAGAAGAAAAAGUGCGUUGUCUAUGAUAUGGAUCGUUAUAAUGGCUUCAUUUGUGGGCACGUUUCAGUGGUAUUUUUGGGGAUAUUCUUUGGCAUUUUCUGAUAAAUCCGGGAACAACUUUAUUGGAGAUUUACAUAAUUUUGGAUUUCAAAAUUUAUUAGGAAGUUUAGAUUCAGAUACAGAGUACCCUCAAAUAGCAUUUGCUCUUUUCCAGAUGCAAUUCAUGCUAGUAACUUUGGCCAUUUUCGCAGGUGGCUGUAUUGGAGAAAGAGGGAGGUUCCUACCAGCUUCUAUACUAUUAUUCUGUUGGUCAACAAUUGUAUACUGCCCAGUUGUGUAUUGGAUUUGGGGUGGUGGUUGGGCCUCUACAUGGAGAGGAGGAGCAUUAGAUUAUGCUGGAGGUGGUCCAGUGGAGAUUUUGUCCGGAGUGUCAGCAUUCGUAUACAGCGCUUUCUUAGGAAGAAGGAACGAGACCCUUAUGAUUAAUUAUAGACCACAUAAUAUUUCGACCAUAUUUCUAGGUACUGCUCUCUUAUAUUGUGGUUGGCUAUUCUUUAAUGGGUUCUCUUGUGCGAAUCCCUCUAUGAAAGUUGCUUAUUCCAUGAUGAACACUCAUCUUUGUGGUGCAUUUGGAGCUGCUACUUGGUGUCUUCUCGAUUUUAGGCUCGAGAAGAAGUGGUCAAUGGUAGCUGUUUGUUCCGGAUGUAUAUCUGGACUCGUUGCUGCAACACCAUCAUCUGGAGUAAUUCCUUUAUGGGCUUCAAUUAUACUUGGAAUCACUGCUGGUGUGGUCUGUAAUUUUUCCACUAAAAUCAAAUACCUAUGCAGAGUUGACGAUUCUUUGGAUAUCUUAGCAGAGCACGGCAUCGCUGGUAUAGUUGGUUUGAUUUUCAAUGCAUUAUUUGGAAGCAAGACUGUUAUAGGUUAUGAUGGCGUCACAGACCACCAAGGCGGCUGGCUUGACCACAAUUACAAACAGUUGUAUAUUCAGAUCGUCUACAUCCUCGCUACAGCAGCAUAUUCUGGUGGCGUUACUGCAUUAUUAUGCCUUGUGAUUAACUUCAUUCCAGGGCUACAGUUGAGAGUUGAUUAUAAUGCAGAGGAAAUGGGAAUAGAUGAAGAUCAAAUUGGUGAAUUUGCGUAUGACUAUGUCGAGGUGAGAAGAGAUUUCUUAGACUGGGGUAACCCAGCCUCCCCACAGACUCAUUACGAGAAUAUAGAUACACCAGAAUCAGUCACAGAGGCGGAGGAGCCACAUCAGGAACCAGAAAGUUCAAAUUCAUCUACAAAUGCAUCUACCCACACAGCUGAAAAGGGUUCUGAUCAAUCACACGAAAAGAAAGUCAAUUGA